Bombus pascuorum is the source of this 3012-nucleotide messenger RNA. It is a transcript of the gene Sas-6, whose product is annotated as spindle assembly abnormal protein 6 homolog. NCBI's taxonomy places the organism in Eukaryota, Metazoa, Arthropoda, Insecta, Hymenoptera, Apidae. Gene Ontology annotation, biological process: centriole replication. The record is from RefSeq and is a predicted model, not a curated record. Gene Ontology annotation, cellular component: centriole; centrosome. The coding region runs from base 106 to 2124 and encodes 672 amino acids. The transcript is spliced from 5 exons.
GCAGCACCAGAAAUACGCGUACCUCGGCUUGAUAUGUAGAUUACAGAAUUUGAAAGCUUUCAUGGUGAUCCAAGAUUAACAGAUGUUUAUUAAACCUAUAACCAAAUGAUGAAUUAUUUAAAUAAUUCGAUAGGUGGUGCAGUGACUGGUGAUUCUGGUUUACAAUUGAACAAUGUAGAAAUAUUAUAUACUAAAGUGCAACGAGUUUAUAUGAAGCCACAAAAUAAAGAAGAACGUCAACGUGAGCUGAGGGUUAAUGUGGAAAGCCAUGCUGGUAUUAGUCCUGUAUGUCGCAAGAGUUUAUGUGUUUUGUUAGCAGAUGACGAUGAUCCUUGUUUCCUUUAUUCCUUAUUCAUCACAGAAGAUGAUUUCAAAAUUUUGAAAUCUCAACAAGGAUUAUUAGUAGAUUUUGAUAACUUUGCGACUCAACUAAUAUAUUUAUUAGAGCAAUGUCAAAUACCUGCUACGAAUCUAUCAAAAGCACCACCAAAGUUUUUGUUGUUAUUAGCAGAAGAAGGUGGAGAAUGGAUGUUAAAAUUAGUUGAAACAAAUAAUUUUAAACAUUUAUGUCAUUUGAGCCUCAAUAUAUCACCCGCAAGUGAUUCAGAUUUGAAAACGCACAUGGCCAUGAAAAUUAAACAGUUGAAAGAAAAUAUUUUACAACAAAAUAGAGAUGCACUUGCACUUGAAACAAGAUUGAAUGACUUAUUAAAUAAAGUAGAAACAAAAACUAGGGAGUUGGACCAAUUGGAACAAAAGUAUAUAACAGAAAAAAGUCAAAUGCAAAUACUUUCAUCAGAACAAAUAGGCCUUGAAAAAGAUAAGUUUGCCAAAGCACAGUUGGAGUGGCAGUGUCAAAGUGAAAAACAAAAAAUAGAAAUAGAACGUAGGCAUACAGAAAUGAUAAAACAACUUCAUACUGAACUGGCAGAAUUACGUACACAAAAUUCAACGUAUAAAGAUAAGUUAUCUCUUCUUGAAGCAACUAAUGUGGAACAACUUAAACAGCUGCAAAAUCUUGAAAAAGACCUUAAUAUUACUCAGAGAGAUUUGAAUCUACUGAAAAAACAAAAUUCUAAAUUAGAUACAGAUUAUCAUGACAGAGAUAAAUCGGUAAAUAGUUUGAGAACAAAAGUUGCUGUACUUGAACAAGAAUUAAAAGAUAAAGGUAUACUUAUUACCAAACAUACCGAAAUGUUAAAAACUGCCAAAGAACAAAAACAGCACCUUGAAGAUCUUCUAACUGAAAAAGAAGGUCAGUUACAACGCAAACAAAAUUCUUUACGAAAUUUAAGUGAUGAUUUGGUUAAAGCUAAUGAAAUAUUAACAAAAUUACAAAACGAACUUGCUUCAACAAAAUCUAAAUUAAAAUUAAGAACCAGUAUAGCACUUGAACAAGAAAGGUUAUUAGAUACUAAACAAAAAGAAGUUGGUCAAUUAGAAAACAAAAUGGAAAAUUUAGUGAAAGAAACAAAAGAUGCAAAAACAGAGAUUGAAAAUUUGAAAGAACAGCUCAAAACUCAACAGAAUCAGUUAGAGGAGAAAGAAAAAAUAAUAAAGAAUAAUGAUAAUGUAAUAAGUUGGUUAAAUCGACGAUUAGCAGAUAGCCAAUCUCCACUACAAAAUGCUACUGUAGCAGCACCAAUUACAGUACCAUCUUCAACUCAUUUAACAUUACCUCGAACGAAUAAAUUAAUUAGUAAUAAAUAUGAAACACGUACAUCUGCACCCAAUAUAGUACAAUCGAAUGCAUUAUCUGGAUUACCACUGAGAAAUCCCAUUGUACAAAAUCCAAAUAUUAAUCAAACCACACGUAUGACAGCACGAUCAAUGGGUGUUGGUAUUACUGAUAAUACAAUGGGCAUAUCAACGUUUAAUAAAAGUGGUCAAAUUUCGAGUACAAGUACACCUAUGGAACGUAUCAAUUCUUUGAACAAGUUAUCUGGAAAUGUCGCAGGUUCGUCUUUGGUACCAGUCGCUGUAGAAAAUAAUAAUUCAUCUGUACCACCAAAUGGUACAAAGAUAAAAAGUACAAGUGUCACACUACAGAGUGGACUAAGAAGGGCAGGUUUAUCUGAUAAGCCAAUUUUACCAUCUGCAUAUUUUCCUAAAACAUUACAUUGACUAAAUAUACAACAAAGACUAUCCAGUAAUAUACAUCAAAGUUGUGAUGCCAUAUAAAAACAUAUCAGAAUAUAUUAUGUAUAGGAUAAAUGGUUAUUGUUUCAAGUUUAAUGUUGGAAAACAGUACAAAAUAGUUAUGCAAAGCAAAUGAUGUUAAAACAUAUUUUGAAUUUUAUAUCUAAAGAUAUUGUUUUUAUAAAUUUAUAUGCAUGUAUUAUGAGGAAAUGAUAGACAUACUCAUUUCUUAUUAUUUUUCAUGUCUAAGUGAUUUAAUUCGGUGUUUAUUGCUAAAAGAUAAUAAUGUAAUAAAAAUCAUAAAAAUCUAUAUUUUUGCAAGUACAUAAUUUGCUUCUAUAUUCGCUAAAAAAAAAAGGUAAAUGUUGGGAAGCAUAAUCAUCUCAGAUAUGAUAACAAAUAAUAUAGAAUAUUAAUUACUAAUCAUUACAUGCACAUAAUAUUUUUUAAUAACACUGUGUCAAUUCAUCACUGUUUUUAUAUAGCUACUUUAUCGUGGAUUUCAAAUUUUAAAUCAACAAAAUGCUAUAUAAGAAUUCAAUUAAUAUUUUGUCUCAAAAUUAAAUACCGUUUGUUAUUAUAGUUCAUAAAAUCAUAAUCUUAUUCUUUAAAUAGGUACCUGGGAAAGCUUUUAUCGUACAGAUUAAAGUGUGUAUAUAUCGUAGUUGUUAUAAAUUUUUUAAGCUAUGUUAAUCUCUAGUAAACUGAAUAAAUGUAUUGAAUAAUUAGAAUGUCUUAUGAUAAAAUUAGAUUAGCAGGAUUUGUUAUAAAUUUACAUUUAGUAAAAUUCAUGUAAUAUUGUCUUAAAAUAAAUGUAUAUUUUUUAUAACUUUGUAAUAAUAAAAGCGAUUUGUACGUAUUUUGUAUCAGGUA